Molecule: messenger RNA, 762 nt
Organism: Aspergillus thermomutatus
Lineage: Eukaryota; Fungi; Ascomycota; Eurotiomycetes; Eurotiales; Aspergillaceae
Product: CVNH domain-containing protein
Exons: 3
Coding region: 1-762 (253 amino acids)
Source: RefSeq, a predicted model, not a curated record
AUGCACGGCACAGCCCUUGCUUUGCUGACUGCCCUAAGUGCAUCACUUGUCCUUGCCCAGGGAUACAGUGAAGAGUGUUCUGAUAUCUAUCUCAACGAAAGUUGGCUAGUUGCAACCUGUCCCAAGGAUGACGGCAAUGACAGCAUCACUAGCAGUGUCUAUCUGCCGAACAAGAUUGCCAACAGUAAUGCUGUGCUCGAGUGGGCCAUCGACGGAGCUUACUGGAAUUCCUGCAAGGACUGCUCGCUCACCAACAGCGGAUCAACUUUGCAGUGCUCCUGCAAAGGCUCAGCGUCCCCGUACAGCACCACAACAUUGAAUCUAGGUAAGGCCCUCAGACAGGUGUUAUUUUAUCCCUCUGAUAUCUUUGCAGAGGAACAUAUCGCCAACUACGACGGGCACCUCCUUUCAAACCUCACUGGAGCCAUCACCUCUGUCCCAGCGGAUUCCUCGUAUUCCGUUCCCUCGGACUUUGAGGUGGAGCUUGAGGUGUCAACACAAAACAACUCGUGCGCCAUAUAUGGAGGGACCAUCACGCUGAACCGCCCAACAAGCUGCUUCUAUCUCAACCUCGGGGUAGAUUACUCCUGGGCAUGCGGCAACUCGGUGAACAACCAAGGCUGGGAGAUUAUAGGGUUCUCCGAUGAAGAUUGUACAAGUGACCCGGUUGCGACCUUCACACAGGACAACCAGGGCACUUGCUUGACGUUUUCGACAGGUGUCAAAGGCUUCUCGGUGACUCCCUUGUGGAAUGCGGACUAG